AUGGCCAGAGACAAAUACUGCAUAAUUCUAACUAUCAUUACCACGUUCUUGUUACCUUGUUCCAAAUCCAUCCACUUAGAUUUUCCAGCAGUUUUCAACUUCGGUGACUCGAAUUCUGAUACCGGUACCCUUAUUUCCACUGGUUUUGAGACCCUUCACCUUCCAUAUGGACAGACUUACUUUCAUCCGCCGUCAGGGAGAUACUCCGAUGGCCGUCUCAUCGUAGAUUUUCUUAUGGAUGCGUUCGACUUACCGUUCUUAAACGCGUAUUUGGACUCGUUGGGUUUGCCGAAUUUCAGAAAAGGUUGCAACUUUGCAGCAGCAGGUUCAACUAUCUUACCAGCCACUGCAUCAUCAAUCUGUCCAUUCUCAUUCGGGAUUCAGGUGUCUCAGUUUCUCCGAUUCAAAGCACGCGCGCUUGAAUUGCUCGCGAAAGGAAGGAAAUUCGAUAAGUACGUCCCGAGCCAAGAUAGUUUCGACAAGGGACUAUACAUGUUUGAUAUUGGACAGAAUGAUCUCGCUGGCGCGUUUUACUCAAAAUCCUUAGACCAAAUACUUGCCUCGAUUCCAACCAUUCUUGUAGAAUUCGAAACCGGAAUCAAGAGACUCUACGAUGAAGGAGCUCGAUAUUUCUGGAUACACAACACAGGUCCUCUCGGAUGCUUAACACAAAACGUUGCCAAAUUCGGAACCGAUCCAUCAAAACUCGACGAACUAGGCUGCGUUAGCGCACAUAACAUCGCUGCGAAAACCUUCAAUCUACAGCUUCAUGCUUUCUCUAGUAAAUUCCAAGCACAAUAUCCAGAUUCAAAUGUUACAUACGUCGAUAUCUUCACCAUAAAAUCAAACCUCAUCGCAAACUAUUCAAGAUACGGGUUCGAACAACCUAUAAUGGCGUGUUGCGGAUAUGGAGGUCCACCGUUGAACUAUGACAGUAGAGUUUCUUGUGGGAACACGAAGAUAGUGAACGGAACAACGAUAGCGGCGAAAGGCUGUAAUGAUAGUUCUGAGUAUAUAAGCUGGGAUGGAAUUCAUUACACUGAGACUGCAAAUCAGUAUGUUGCAUCACAGAUUCUUACUGGAAAAUACUCUGAUCCUCCUUUCUCAGAUAAAAUGCCAUUUCUUCUCAAACUGAAGUUCUAA
This is a messenger RNA of Lathyrus sativus (Indian pea), 1143 nucleotides long. Lineage: Eukaryota; Viridiplantae; Streptophyta; Magnoliopsida; Fabales; Fabaceae. The record is from the annotation of a GenBank genome assembly.